Molecule: messenger RNA, 2851 nt
Organism: Coregonus sp. 'balchen'
Lineage: Eukaryota; Metazoa; Chordata; Actinopteri; Salmoniformes; Salmonidae
Source: the annotation of a GenBank genome assembly
GUUUCCACUGAAGGAUUCACAAUGGAUGGAUGGAUGUAUCAACCAACCCUCAUCUCAUUGGCUGUAUUGCUCUUCACUCUGUCCAAUAUUGUCUGUGGGGGUAAAAUAUUAAUCUACCCAUUGGACGGAAGCCACUGGAUCAACAUGAGAGUCAUCAUCGAAGAGCUGCAUUCCAAAGGCCAUGACAUCACAGUGGUGCGAGCGUCAAACAGCUGGUACAUCAAGGAGAAUUCCCCCCACUACACCGCCAUUACCAUCCCUAACACUGGUGGCUUCGAUGAAAACUUCUUUGGUGAAUUUAUAUUAAGUAAACACCUGAAGAUCCAAAGGGAGCAGGGGAAAAGCUUUUGGACCGAAAUGAAGCUUCAGUCAUCAAUGAAGGACACUUUUUUCGGGUUCCACAGGAACAUGGCUGAAAUGAUCGCUCGGGUCCUUGAAGACGGCGAGUUGAUCCAGUCUCUCCGCGAUGCUAAGUUUGAUUUGGUUCUGACAGAUCCUGGGGUUGGCGGAGGCACGAUCUUAGCCCGCUUCCUCAGCCUUCCUCUGGUAUACAAUGUCAGAUGGACCAUUCAAGGUGAAGCUCAUUUGGUCAUCGCCCCCUCGCCUCUCUCCUAUGUCCCAUACGCACCCACAGAGUUGACAGACAAGAUGACCUUCCCCCAGAGAGUCACCAACGUCAUAGCUUACACACUCGGGAGUUACACCAUGGCAUCUAUUACAGAACCCAACUACAAACCGGUAGUCCAGCGUUACUUUGGACCUAACGUCGACUACAACGCAUUCUUCCAAGAAGCAGAUAUCUGGCUCAUGAGAAGCGAUUUUGUCUUUGAGUUUCCGAAACCCACCAUGCCGAAUAUUGUCUACAUGGGUGGGUUCCAGUGUAGGCCCUCCAAGCCUCUUCCACGGGACCUGGAGGAGUUUGUUCAGAGUUCCGGAGAGCACGGGGUUGUCAUGAUGACUCUGGGGACUUUAGUGGCAGAGCUCCCUGAAGAUAUCGCGGACGAAAUCGCCGCCGCGUUCGCCCAGCUGCCUCAGAAGGUCAUCUGGAGGUAUGGAUAGAUCCUCAAUUAAUUGGACAAAUUAUAAAUAAAAAUGCAGCCGGUUUCCCCAAACACAAUAAAGUCUGGUCCUGGACUAAAAAAGCUAUUUCAAAGGUUAUUCUCCAUUGAGCGUGUUUUUAGUCCAGGACUUUAUGUGUCUGGGCCCAUGACUUAAAAACAAAAGUCAACAGAUUUACAUGUUCUGUCAAAGGACACCAGAAACAAAAUUCUAGACCUGCACCAGGCUGGGAAGAUUGAAUCUGCAGUAGGUAAGCAGCUUGGUUUGAAGAAAUCAACUGUGGGAGCAAUUAUUAGGAAAUGGAAGACACACUGAUAAUCUCCCUCGAUCUGGGGCUCCACGCAAGAUCUCACCCCGUGGGGUCAAAAUGAUCACAAGAACGGUGAGCAAAAAUCCCAGAACCACACGGGGGACCUAGUGAAUGACCUGCAGAGAGCUGGGACCAAAGUAACAAAACCUACCAUCAGUAACGCACUACGCAGUGCCAGACGUGUCCCCCUGCUUAAGCCAGUACAUGUCCAGGCCCGUCUGAAGUUUGCUAGAGUGCAUUUGGAUGAUCCAGAAGAGGAUUGGGAGAAUGUCAUAUGGUCAGAUGAAACCAAAAUAUAACUUUUUGGUAAAAACUCAACUCGUCGUGUUUGGAGGACAAAGAAUGCUGAGUUGCAUCCAAAGAACACCAUACCUACUGUGAAGCAUGGGGGUGGAAACAUCAUGCUUUGGGGCUGUUUUUCUGCAAAGGGACCAGGACGACUGAUCCGUGUAAAGGAAAGAAUGAAUGGGGCCAUGUAUCGUGAGAUUUUGAGUGAAAACCUCCUUCCAUCAGCAAGGGCAUUGAACAUGAAACGUGGCUGGGUCUUUCAGCAUGACAAUGAUCCCAAACACACUGCCCGGGCAACGAACGAGUGGCUUCGUAAGAAGCAUUUCAAGGUCCUGGAGUGGCCUAGCCAGUCUCCAGAUCUCAACCCCAUAGAAAAUCUUUGGAGGGAGUUGAAAGUCCGUGUUGCCCAGCGACAGCCCCAAAACAUCACUGCUCUAGAGGAGAUCUGCAUGGAGGAAUGGGCCAAAAUACCAGCAACAGUGUGUGAAAACCUUGUGAAGACUUACAGAAAAUGUUUGACCUGUGUCAUUGCCAACAAAGGGUAUAUAACAAAGUAUUGAAAAACUUUUGUUAUUGACCAAAUACUUGUAUAUCCACUGUGGUUCUCUUGUGAUUCUCAGGUAUACUGGACAGAGACCCUCCACCCUGGGUAACAACACCCUACUGGUGGGCUGGCUACCCCAGAACGACCUCCUAGGACACCCCAAGACCCGGGCCUUCGUAGCCCACGGAGGAACCAACGGUGUCCAGGAGGCCAUCUACCACGGCGUCCCCCUGGUCGGCCUCCCUCUCGCCUUCGACCAGGCCGACAACCUCUCCAAGAUGAAGGCGAGGGGAGCAGCUAGGAUGGUGGACAUCGUCACCAUGGACAGAGAAGUGUUCCUGGAGGCUUUGGAGGCUGUGCUGCAUGAACCGUCCUACACGGAGAACAUGCAGAGGUUGUCCAGGCUGCACAGGGACCAACCCAUUAAGCCGCUGGACAACGCGGUGUUCUGGAUCGAGUUUGUCAUGAGGCAUAAAGGAGCUCGUCACCUGAGGACAGAGUCGCAUAAGAUGUCCUGGAUAGUGUACCACUCAGUUGAUGUGAUAGCGGCUUUGCUGACGUGUGUGUUGCUUGUAACGCUGGUUUGCCUGUCGGUCGUAAGAUGUGUUUGGCGUAAGGUGUUUUGCAGGAAUAAAGUGAAAAGUGAAUGA